AUGGUCCUGGAGCGUUACCAAUGGGUAUUCGCGGAGGCUUCACUUCGAGGCAAGAGCCUCAAUGCUUUCAUGCCCGCGUGUUCACCUUGUCCAACAUCUCACUUCGCCCUCUACUGCUACGUACCCCAACGCGACUCUAGUCUCAACACCGCACUUACGAUGCCGCUAUCCCUGUCGCCGCCCCGUUUCAAUCGUACUCCAACCGGCGUACCCUCAAUGUCCGCUUUCUCACCUCCAGGGACGCAGUAUGACACCCCCACGCGCACUCGCUCCCGUACCGUCACGGAAAGCUCCACCGAUCCAGCAGUAAUCAUCGCCGAUCUGCACGCCAAACUCGAUCACGUCACCCUUGACAACCAGGCCCUCAUGAGAGAGAAUACAGAUUUGCGCCAAACGCUAGGCGGUCGUAACGCGCUGGUUGCGGCUUUGGAGAACGAGUUGGCGAGAGAGAGGGAGAUAGCGGCUCAGGCGGAGCGGAAGGUGAGGGAGCUGAAGAUGGAGAAGGCGGGGAAGGAGAACAAGGUCGAGAGCAAAGAGGAAAUCAAGAAGGAGGGCUUCAUCGGCAAGCUGUGGCACCGCUUGAGGAAGGGCGGCGAUUGA
Dothidotthia symphoricarpi CBS 119687 is the source of this 600-nucleotide messenger RNA. RefSeq lists its product as uncharacterized. The transcript has 2 exons. Bases 1 to 600 code for a protein of 199 amino acids. NCBI's taxonomy places the organism in Eukaryota, Fungi, Ascomycota, Dothideomycetes, Pleosporales, Dothidotthiaceae. The record is from RefSeq and is a predicted model, not a curated record.